This is a messenger RNA of Entrophospora candida, 1878 nucleotides long. NCBI's taxonomy places the organism in Eukaryota, Fungi, Glomeromycota, Glomeromycetes, Entrophosporales, Entrophosporaceae. The record is from the annotation of a GenBank genome assembly.
AUGGCUUCACAAAUUGGAGUCGAAAUAUUUGGGCAUACUUCUUCCUACCAAGAUAUUAAUCAUCAUCGUCAAUCUUCUAACGAAGAUCAUGAAAAUAUCCGUUCCUCGAUACCUUCUUCCAUUUCCUCCUUAGUAUGUGGUGUCAAAUCAGUAGCUUUUGAUGUAUCAUAUUAUUGGGUCAAGAGGUUAUAUGAUUGUUUCUUAUCUCCUCAAGACCAACAAUCGUAUUGCAAACAUUUAAUGGAAAUUGCUACAAAUUAUGAGCAAUGGUCUGAAGCAGCUACAAUUUUGGAUCAAUCACAAGGAAAAGAUCAAUGGAAAAAUAAUAUAAGCUCACCUGAUUAUGAUUAUGAAUUAUUGCAAAAAAGACUUGCUCAAUUAAAAAAAGCUCGUAAAACUGGUGACUUAUCACAAAUGAUUUUUUUAUUGAGGACUUCGUUAGCAAGAAAUCUUGGUGAUAUGGGUCAACCAAAAUUGUAUGCACACACUCAUAUAGGAACAAAGAGACUGAUUGAGGCAUAUAUAACUGAAGUUGUAAAACAAAUGAAUAUUAUUUGUGAUACUGAAUCAGAUGAACUUUCUAUUAAAGCUAAACUAGAAUUUUUUACUAAUACAAGACAAUCAUUUGGGAGAACAGCUCUUUUGUUAAGUGGAGGUGGAACGUUUGGACUGACACAUAUUGGAGUAAUAAAGUGUCUUUAUGAAUGUAAACUUUUACCUCGAGUUGUUUCUGGUGCAUCAAGUGGCUCCAUCGUUGCAGCACUUUUAUGUAUUAAAACAGACGAAGAAAUACCUAUUACUUUGAAAGAAUUAAAUUCUCCUGAAUUUGAUUUGGAAGUUUUUGAAAGAUCAAAAGAUCCUGAUACAUGGUCAAGAAGAUUCCUUAGAUUUUUAAAGCAUGGAGUUGUUUUUGAUAUUGGAAUUUUGAUAGAAAGUAUGCGUCAUAACAUUCCUGACAUUACAUUUCAGGAAGCAUAUAAUCGUACAAGAAGAGUAUUAAAUAUCACAGUUAGUUCUUCUACUGUUUAUGAAAUGCCAAGGCUGCUAAAUUAUUUAACUGCUCCUAAUGUGUUAAUUUGGUCAGCGGUUGCAGCAUCUUGUUCGGUUCCAUUCAUAUAUAGUUCAGCACAAUUGAUGGCAAAAGAUAAAACAGGAAAAAUAGUUCAAUGGAAUCCUUCUGGUGCUCGAUGGAUUGAUGGAUCUGUAGAAAAUGAUUUGCCAAUGAACAAGCUCUCUGAACUCUUUAAUGUAAAUCAUUUUAUUGUGUGUCAAGUAAAUCCACACGUAGUUCCAUUUCUACAAAAAAAAUUGAUUGCAUCACCAAUAAGUCGAGCAAUUAAAUGGUUUUUAUGUUUGGCCAUUUCCGAGCUACAGCAUCGAAUGAAUCAGCUUAGUGAAAUUGGUGUAAUGCAAAGUCUUAUAUAUCGAGUUCAAUCAAUCAUGUCACAAUGUUAUUAUGGUGAUAUCACUAUUGUACCCAAUAUCAGUUACAUGGAUUUUCUCAAGAUUCUUUCCAAUCCUUCACCUGAAAUAUUAGGAGAAGCUACAUUGAGGGAAAUUUCCAUUAUACGUAAUCAUUGUCAAAUUGAAUUGGCAUUAGAUGAAGUGAUCCAUAGACUUCGUCGUCGACAACUAGAUUCAUCAUUUAUUAAGACUUCAAAAAUUGUUAUUAAUGAAGAUUUAGAACCUUUGAAGAAUGGACACUUGGAGGAGUGGUAUAGAAAACACAAUUUAAAUAGAAUUAAUAGAAUUGAAAGAGUAGUAGGAGAAAUUAAUAAUUUGGAGAUAGAGAAUAAGGGAUCCAUAGCACAAUAUCAUUUAUUCAUUAAACUUAAAGAAGAAACAACCAUGAAUUUAAUGAAUACAUCUUCAACCUAG